Molecule: messenger RNA, 885 nt
Organism: Meloidogyne enterolobii
Lineage: Eukaryota; Metazoa; Nematoda; Chromadorea; Rhabditida; Meloidogynidae
Source: the annotation of a GenBank genome assembly
AUGGAUUAUGCUAGAUAUUUAGGAGUUAAUAAUGUUUUGAUUGAAUUGAAACACUCAGAAUCUCCAAAAUUGGCAAAAUUAAUUAACAAUUUUUUGGAUUCUUCUAAUUGUGAAUUGAGUUUUUGGAUUCUUCUCCCAACAAACUCUUAUCUUUUUAAAAAUGAAGAUUGUUGGCUUGUUUGGAGAAAUUUUCGAACACUUUGUAAUAAUUGUAACCAUUUAUUUGUUGGGUUGGCUUUUACUGAGGAUUUGGGGGAUGAAUUUGCAUCUUAUAAACAAAUACAGAGGUGGAAAGCUGAACCGCUUUCUUUUAUUCGAAUUGACUACUCACUUUUUGUUCGAGGAAAUGGAUCAGAAUUAAAACUUACAGAUGUCCAUUCAAAAUUGCUCAAAAAUUUAUUUUUAAAUAAUCAAUGUCAACAUUUACUUUUAUCUUCACUUAAUUAUGAUGAAUUAAAUGAAUUAGUUUUUGAAGAAAUGUUAAAUGGAUCUCUUGAUUGUAUAAAAGAAAAUAAUUGUAAAAGAGUAAUCGAAGAAGAAUUUUUGGAUGAAUAUAUGGAUGUUUUGCAGAUUCCCCUUCAACCAUUAUCUAAUAGCCUCGAUUCUUCUGUUUAUAAUACUUUUGAACAAGACAAACCAAAAUAUUUGCAAUACCAAAAAGCAAUCAAAACUGCAUUAGAAGACCUUUUAUUACAAAAUUUUGAAAAUAUUAUUUUAAUUAUUUUGGGUGCUGGAAGAGGGCCUUUAGUUAAUGCUUCUCUUUCAGCUAUAGCUGAAGCUAGAAAAACUUUUAAAUAUCAAAAAGAAUUUUCUGUUAAAAUUUAUGCUGUCGAGAAAAAUCCAAAUGCUAUAAUUUCUUUACAAUAUUGCAAUGAGGAAAGGUAA